UGUGCUAGUUCCUUAGUAAACUCAACAUUGAGUUUAGGUUUGCGUUUUUUUGGAUCCCUAAUGAUUCCUGAUACAUUCCUAUUGGAAACUAAUUGGACUGAUUUUGGCUUGGGAGGCGGGGCAUGUUCGUCUUUGGAUUUGAAACAAUUGGAACACAAUUCCUUUUUCCAGGCGUUUUGGACAAAGUUUUGACAGAUUGCCGAUGACAUAUUGCUGAAACAAAUACUGCAAUGAAUAUGGAUGAACAUGGUGAAUAUGGAGAGUUUCCUCUUCCAGGCGAAGAUCGUCCAUAUGUGGAGCCUUUACAAGAUUCUCCUCACUUCAUUGUCACUUUUGAUGCUGUUGUGGAAGAGAAAAGUCUGAGUUAUGAAGAAGCUUGCAGAUGCUUGGGGCUUUUGGGUAAAGACGAAAGUGGAGUAAGGUACGCGUAUUUGUCGAUUAAAGCUGUCGAUCGGAAACUGACCGAAGUUUCCACGAUUUUGAAUUUCAAACACGUGCUGUUUUUGGAUUUGAGCGGUAACCUUUUGAAUUUGGAAGCGUUGCAAGUGUUGGCGCAGAUGCCGUUUUUGCUUUGGUUGACGGCUAAUAGGAAUAGGGUGGAAUCUGGAGCUUUGCAAGAGAUGCCGUAUCUUCAGGUUUUGUGUCUGAGCGCUAAUAAAAUCGAAGAAACUUGCGACAUAGCACAACCCAUGCUGGAAAAGCUGGAAUUGGAAUACAAUCAAAUUUUCACUGUCCAGUUUGCGGGCGAUAAGCUUCCCAAUUUGAAAACGCUGGACCUCAAAGGCAACCACUUGAUGGAUUUAAGCGGUACUUAUCCAAAAAGCCUAGAACAUCUGUAUUUGGCAAAAAACAAAAUCACCAAGCUUCAAGAUCUCGCUCUAACUCCGAACUUUUCAAACCUCACCGUCCUUUUUCUGCGCGACAACAAAAUCCGCAAACUAAACGGUUUUACAAAAUACCUGACUAAACUCACUUAUUUAAAUUUGCGCGGCAAUUCAAUUACAAAAAUGAGGCAAUUCAGAAAGCUGGAUUGUUUACCGAAUUUAGAAACGUUAAUUUAUACAGAAAAUCCUGUGGAUAAAAAAAAAGGCGAAGAAAGAAGAGGAGAGGAUGACGAUGAAGAUUUGGAGGAGGAAUUUGGUGAAGAUGGUCCUAUUAAGAAGCAAGAUCCUUGGGAUCCUGUAAGGAUUGGUGUUUUGGUUUUGUUGCCAAAAUUAAAGAGGAUCAACAAGAUACCAGUGUCUUUAGAAGAGCGCGAUGAAGCUGUAUUUAUAAAAGACAUAAAAAUAACGCAAAUAAUGCUCGAAGAUAGUAGCGAUGAAGAGACGGAGCCACCAACAACUACUACUUAUUCCAGUGAAGCUGAUGUUACUGAAACUGAGUUGGGACAAUCGAGUGUUUUUGAUCCGAGGAAAGAUGAAACUACCGAUGAAGAGGAUGAAGAGGAAAUUUGAAAAUAUGUAUUUCAAAUUAAAUUUUUUGUUAGGUGUUUCAUUUACGUCAAAUAUUUUCUUGUUUCUUAUUAUUUUAGAUAUACAAAUUAAUUUUUUUUUUUUGGUUUGUUUAAAGUGAUCUUUGUGUUUUUUAGCUUAGAUCGUUUUACUAUAUCCAAUUUUCUGCUCCAUCGACGUCUGAGCCAUAUUGAAUAUUCCAAUUAGUGAUCGAUCAGUAAACACGUUAUUUUAUAACAAUAUAAACA
This is a messenger RNA of Ceutorhynchus assimilis (cabbage seed weevil), 1699 nucleotides long. The record is from the annotation of a GenBank genome assembly. NCBI's taxonomy places the organism in Eukaryota, Metazoa, Arthropoda, Insecta, Coleoptera, Curculionidae.